Molecule: messenger RNA, 1895 nt
Organism: Anoplophora glabripennis (Asian longhorned beetle)
Lineage: Eukaryota; Metazoa; Arthropoda; Insecta; Coleoptera; Cerambycidae
Gene: Gnbp2
Product: beta-1,3-glucan-binding protein 1
Exons: 8
Coding region: 46-1353 (435 amino acids)
Biological process (GO): carbohydrate metabolic process
Molecular function (GO): hydrolase activity, hydrolyzing O-glycosyl compounds; carbohydrate binding
Source: RefSeq, a predicted model, not a curated record
UCAAAGAAUGACUAGCCAUCCAAGUAGUGAGGGUUUAAAACGAUAAUGUUGUCCAUCAAAGUAGUGUUUUUAUUAAUUUGUUUAAAGAGUACCUGUUAUGGUGAUUUCACAAUACCAAAAGUUAGUCUGGAAGCCUAUGAACCCGCUGGAUUUCGAGCCUCCAUCCCCGCCGAUAGCGAUACGCAGUUAUUUGCCUUCCACGGUAAAGUAAAUGAACACAUUAGUCGAACUGAGCCUGGAGAUUUUAGUGGAGACGUAAAAAUUAAAAGUGAAGACCGUUUUACGUAUUAUAAUGCUAAUUUGAAGUUAAAAGAAGGGGAUAUUAUCCAUUAUUGGUAUUUCGUCCAGAACAAUUUUCUGGGAUAUAGAAAAGAUGCUCAGAACUGGACCGUUAGAGAACUGCGUCCAGUACCAGGAACAGGCUGUAAAGCUAGUAUAAUGAAACUAAGUGAUCGAACAAGUGUAUGCAAAGAUGCAAUAGUUCUGGAAGACAACUUUGCUACAAGCCUUGAUGAAGCAAAAUGGACCUUAGAACAAUAUAUGCCCGCAGUUCCUGACUAUGAGUUUGUGUUUUACAAAAAAGAUAAGGACGUGACGUUUAUUAAAAACGACCAACUUUGCAUAAAACCAAGACUAAGGGAGGAUACGAAGCAGUUGUUGACGAUGGGAAGCAUAGGCGAUGAACUUGCAGAUGGAUGUACAAAACCUGGGUUAUGUGAAAAUGGCACAUAUUUAAUUAGAAAUCCAGUAAUUUCUGGUAGACUUGAAUCGAAAACAUCAUUUUCUUAUGGAGAUUUUGAAGUUAAAGCUCGAGUACCAUCUGGCGACUGGAUUUUUCCAGAAAUUUAUCUGGAAGACCCACAACGCCGCAGAAUACUAAUAGCCUAUACUAGAGGAAACAAACAUCUCACAGGAGAUGCCGGAGAUGAUCUAGGUAACAGUUUAUUGUUUGGAGGACCAGUCAGACAACAUAAUGAACCAGCUAGGAGCAUCAAUUUAAAAUCCUAUGCACACAAUGCACCACUCAGCGAAUCUAGUCAUACAUACAGACUUCGAUGGACGUCAAAUCUGAUUGAAUUGUUCUUCGAUGGCAAUAGAUAUGGGGAAGUUGGAACAGAACCAGGCUUCACAGGAAGCAAUCCUGGUAAAUUCAAACUUGUUCUUGGCGUUGGAGUAGGAGGAGUGAAUGACUUUCCAGAUGACUACAAAUCUGGAGAAAACGUGAAACCUUGGAGAAAUUUCAAACGUACUCAAGUACGAGAUUUCUUUUCCGCAAGCAGUACCUGGCAUCCAACCUGGGACAAUGAAAGAAAGCAAUUGCAAGUGGACUAUGUAAAAAUAACAGCUGUUUGAAUUAAAUCUUAGGUGUAACAAAUAUUUAACUUAAAGAAAGUUAAUUAGGUUUAGAAUCCCGUUAUUUGAGGAUCAUUCAAAAAUUAUUUAUUUUUUACUACUGCUAAUGCUCGGGUGUCGUUCAAGGUCAACAUUAUUAAUUUUGUAGGGGUUCACAUUUGGAGAAAAUAUAUUUCAUAUGCAUGACAUUCAUCUCUGUGUAGCAUUUAAAAGAGCUUUUGAUUGAUAUGUCCUGUUGUUUUAAAUUAGAAAAAUGUUUGACGAAUAAUUUAAUUGUUUUCUAAAAAUAAUAUGCACAGGUAACAAUAUCAAUUCUGUAAUUUUGCCAGUGGCGGCUCUUGACUUCCACACCAGGGAGAGCGGAAAAAUUUAGGUGCAGUGUUGAAAAAAAAAUCAAAUGUAAUUAAGUAGUUUUAAGUACCAUUAAAAUAUACCGAAACUGUGCUCAAUAUUAUUUUUUAAAGUGUGCGUGUGUUUAAAGUGUCCAUUAAAGUCCAUUCUUUCUUCUUUUGUCCGAAAUAAACUUUUCAAUUUUUCAUUAA